AGUCAUAGACAAGUACAGAUGGAAACUGAAUUAAUUACCAAGUUCAAGGAGUUUGGUUUGGACGAUAAACGGGCAGCUGAUGUCACCAAGAACAAGAAAGUCAGCAAGUCUUUUGAAGAUAUCACUGCGGUAUCUCCAGAAUCACAUGUUGAUGAUGAGAAGAAGUUGAUCAAUUUACACGCAUUGGCAGCUGAGUUGAAGGGAAGUGAUAUUCCUAAGAUCAAUUUGGUUGUCAUCGCCAUCUUAGACGGUCGUUUGAAACUGCUGUUGCAAAUCAGUGAAGCAGCCAAGUACGUGAAGGAAAAGGGCGAAUCUGCCACCAAUGAAGAGUUGGAAGUGGCAUCAGGCGUGGGCAUUGAAUUGAGUGAUGACGAAGUCAAGUCCAUCAUAACAAAAAGUUUGGAUGCCAUAGAGGCAGAAAUCGUCGAAAAGAGGUACCUGAUUUUACCCAAAAUGUUGGGCGAUAUGAAAAAGGUUUCUGAGUUGAAAUGGGCCAAACCAAGCUUGUUCAAGCCUAUUAUUGAUGAAUACUUCUUAACUAAAAUUGGUCCUAAAGACGACAGAGACGUGGUGAAAAAGGAAAAGAAGAAGAAAGCUCCAACUGCAGGAGCUUCUUCUAACAAGGGUGUUGUGGAGAAAGAACGUUCGAUGUUUACUGAAGGAUUCUUAGGAGAUUUGCACAAACCCGGUGAAAACCCACAAAAGUAUCCCGAGUUGAUGAAGAAGCACUUGGAGUUCACUAAGGGCCAGGUUCUCACACGGUUCCCUCCAGAACCAAAUGGAUACUUACAUAUUGGCCAUUCCAAGGCUAUUAUGGUGAAUUUUGGAUACGCUGCGUACCACAGCGGUAAGUGUUACUUGAGAUUCGACGAUACCAACCCAGAAGCUGAAGAGGAAAUCUACUUCACCAAAAUUGAAGAAACUAUCAAGUGGUUGGGAUAUACUCCUUGGAAGAUUACAUACUCUUCAGACUAUUUUGAUGAAUUAUACGAUUUGGCUGAAGAAUUAAUCAAGGCUGAAAGAGCUUACGUGGACCACUCAACUCCAGAGGAAAUCAAAGCUCAAAGAGGGCUCAAAGAUGAUGGAACUUUGGGAGGUGAAAGGUUUGCUUCCAAGUACAGAAGUAGGACUGUCGACGAAAACUUAAAAGAGUUCAGAAAGAUGAGAGAUGGUGAAUACGGAGUGGGAGAAGCCUUCUUGAGAAUGAAACAAGACUUGGAAUCACCAAAUCCUCAAAUGUGGGAUUUGGUAGCUUAUCGUGUUUUAGACAAGCCUCAUCACCGUACGGGGUCCAAAUGGAAAAUCUAUCCAACCUAUGAUUUCACCCACUGUUUGGUUGAUUCUUUUGAAAACAUUAGCCAUUCUUUGUGCACGACUGAAUUCAGAUUGAGCCGAGUAAGUUAUGAAUGGUUAUGUGACGAGUUGAAGGUUUAUAGACCAGCCCAAAGAGAAUAUGGCCGUUUGAACUUGACAGGAACUGUGUUGAGUAAGAGAAAGAUUGCUAAGUUGGUUAAUGACCAUUACGUUAGAGGCUGGGAUGAUCCUAGAUUGUACACCUUAGAGGCCAUUAGAAGAAGAGGUAUUCCACCAGGAGCCAUUUUGUCGUUCAUCAACACCUUGGGUGUGACCACUUCGACCACAAAUAUUCAAAUUGUCAGAUUUGAAAGUGCUGUUAGGUCAUAUUUGGAUGCCACCACUCCUCGUUUGAUGAUGUUGUUGCACCCGAUAUUGGUAGAGUUGGACAAUGUUGGUGACGACUUCAGAGAAGAGGUAGAGAUCCCAUUCCAAAAGGGGUUGUCAUCUAGAAAGUUGACGUUCACAAAGCACUUCUAUAUUGAUGCCGAUGACUACAGAGAUGAAGCAUCCAAGGAGUAUUUCAGAUUGGCUCCCGGCCAACCAGUUGGUUUAAUGAAGGUCCCAUUCAACGUAAGUGUCAAUAAGGUUGUCAAGGAUGACAAUGGUAACAUUACCAAGAUCCACUGUAACUACGAUAAUGAAAAGAAGCUGAAACCCAAGACAUUUAUCCAAUGGUUACCUAAGGAUGAAGUGAUCAAGGUGGAUCAAAUCAGAAUCUACAACCAAUUGUUCCACAGUGAAAAUCCUUCAGCUCACCCUGAUGGAUUCUUGAAGGACAUCAAUCCCGACAGUGAGAUUAUUAUCAAAGAUGCUCUUGUUGAAAAAUCGUUCGAACUAGUAAAGGAGAAGUCUCCAUUGAACGUUCCUAACCCAUCGAGUGAGUUUAAUAUUAAGGAGGCAGCCGGUAACGAAACCGUCAGAUUCCAAGCCUUGAGAGUGGGAUAUUUUGGUGUCGACAAAGACAGCACCGACGACAAGUUGGUGUUGAACCGGAUUGUCACGUUGAAGGAAGACUCUGCCAAAGUAUAAUACGUAGAUAGAUGUGAGACAUGUCAUCGGGUUCCGGGCACGACCCCAUUUAUAAACACAUUUUUUUUGGGCCAAAUCAUGGCUGCGAAGCCUGCACAGACACCGAGCCUUCUCCCCAGAUAGAUUAUUAGCCCGUAUUUGCGUCGCCUAUCAUUACCCAACAAUAUAAAUCCAGGGAGCAUCGCCUACAAGUGCAGGAGCAAUCUUCUAUUGUUUAUAAAGGUUGUAGAGUUUUCAAGCGUGUAAGAGGGGUGGAAGCAACGUCAGGGUUCAAGUUACCCAGUGCAUUGGCUGGUGUCAUGCGUAAAAAGGGAGACGCGGAAAUAAGGUUAUCAUCUUUAAAAUACACACUCGAGAACCUGCCAGACUACCACUAGCAACACACACAAACUAAAACACAAACACGAACACAAACGUAGCGAUAACAUCCAUACAGUGCUUCAAUAUGUCACAAGCGACAUGUACAUCUCUGAUUCCAUUGCAGAUGGUGGUGAUGGUUGUUAAGGCGGAUGCGCCCAAUUUACCUAAAUUAGAAGUAAUUGCUAGAGGCACCGCGUCUUGAAAUUGGAAGGGUUUAAGUUUAUUGAGAAGAAAAUUCUGUUUCUGGGGAAGCAGAUGGGGAA
Messenger RNA from Yamadazyma tenuis ATCC 10573, 3008 nucleotides. RefSeq names its product glutamine--tRNA ligase (gene GLN4). The record is from RefSeq and is a predicted model, not a curated record. NCBI's taxonomy places the organism in Eukaryota, Fungi, Ascomycota, Pichiomycetes, Serinales, Debaryomycetaceae. Gene Ontology annotation, biological process: glutaminyl-tRNA aminoacylation; translation. Gene Ontology annotation, cellular component: cytosol; cytoplasm. Gene Ontology annotation, molecular function: ATP binding; glutamine-tRNA ligase activity.